AUGGUAAUUUAUCCCGAUUACCAGUUUAUCCGCGGAUGUGGAUACGUGCCAAACGGCCUCUCGGUUCCUCAGCCCAUCAGCCGCCACACGAAUAGUCCACAGACCACAGCGGCACAAUCCCUGUCCCCCGCCUCCCGCCGCAUCCCGCACCCGCACCGUGUGCCACCGCCGCCUCCCGCACUGCACACCGCGCGUCCCCGCCGCCUCUCGCUCCCGCACCGCACACCGCGCUCGCCCGACGCCCACGCGCUCCCGCCACCUUUCGCUCUCGCACCGUGCUCCCCCGCCGCCUCCCGCACCACGCACCGCGCUCCCCCGCCGCCCGCGCGCCUCCAGGAGACCAAGACCGCCGCCAGCGCCUCCAGGACCGCCGCCAACGCCUCCAGCUCAGAUCCGCCGUCUCCCGCACCGCACACCUCGCUCCCCCGUCGCCUCCAGCUCAGAUCCGCCGCCCGGCGCCGCCGCCAACGCCUCCAGGACCGCAGCCAAUGCCUACAGCUCAGAUCCGCCGCCAACGCCUCUAGCUCAGAUCCGCCGCCCUGCCUCCAGGUCUACAUGCCUUUGUCUUCUUCAUGUGAUAGUGAUAACAUACUCCUUUAA
Phragmites australis (common reed) is the source of this 600-nucleotide messenger RNA. RefSeq names its product protein TRACHEARY ELEMENT DIFFERENTIATION-RELATED 7A-like. The transcript is spliced from 2 exons. NCBI's taxonomy places the organism in Eukaryota, Viridiplantae, Streptophyta, Magnoliopsida, Poales, Poaceae. Bases 1 to 600 code for a protein of 199 amino acids. The record is from RefSeq and is a predicted model, not a curated record.